GGCAUCGAUGAUCCACUGCUACUAGAUACAGAAGUUCGUUAGAUGGAAGCUUCUAUUCCGUCCACAACUAUAUGAACUAUUUAAAACUUCACGAUAACACGUUCAACCUUGUGUUGGCUAUGUUGUAUGUUAGACAUUGUGUAUUUACUAAUCAGUUGACCUUGGAUAUGAUAUGAUUAAGAUUACUCACGUUAUAUUUGAUGUCGAUGGUCUUAUUUUGGAUACAGAAUCCAUAUACACUGAGUUCACAUCAAAUUUUCUUAGUGGAUAUAAUUUACAGUUCGACUACAACAUAAAAAAACUAAUGAUGGGAAGAAAACCUCAUGAAGCCGGUGAAAUACUUGUAAAGCACUAUAAUUUGCCACUAAGUGCUGAUGAAUUUAUCCAAAGGCAAACAGAAUACAUUACUCCAGAAAGAUGGGAGAGUGUUCAGUGUUUACCAGGUGCAGAAAAACUUAUUUUGCAUCUUGCUUCUCAUAAUAUUCCUAUGGCCCUAGCUACUGGUUGUUGCAGUUAUGAACUUGAUCAGAAAAUGAGAAAUCAUCAAGUUAUAAUGACCAAAGUCUCUCAUUCUGUUUGCUCUGGUGACGAUCCUACUAGUCCUGGGAGUCAAGCGAAUGACUCACAACAAUGUCAGACGAAGCUUCACUAUGGGACUUUGGCGGAUUGGUCUGAGAGUCCACCAAGGACUUACCAAGUAAACAGUCAUUAGUUUUAGCUAUCUUUCCUACUCUUCUGCGUUUUCGCGUCAUCCAUUUUCCAUCAGUCGAAACGUCUACAUUAGAACAACUCGGGACAGUAGUUGUUUUAUCUGAGUCACCGGUUGCUGCUGUAGCAAUAUGGCCACCAACGUCUAAUGACGUGUCACUCACUGAUCGUUUCAGGGGAGAAUGUUUAACUGCGGGUUGCACAGGUAGAUGUCUGGCUUGCGCCGUGAUAGCACUUACGACACUAACGCAAUCUUCGCCAUCAGUACCAAUGUUAUCAGUACAGUCCUCAUCAACCUUCUUAUUAGCCAACACCAGGAGACUAAUUGCUUCCUGGAUAAGCAAAGUUUUGCUCGAGCAACAAAAACUACAAAGCCAAUGAGAGU
This is a messenger RNA of Schistosoma mattheei, 1093 nucleotides long. The record is from the annotation of a GenBank genome assembly. Lineage: Eukaryota; Metazoa; Platyhelminthes; Trematoda; Strigeidida; Schistosomatidae.